GGCACUAUUACCCCCUUCCUGCCCAAGCCAAUUUUCAGCUUUCAAUGACAAUUGCGUGGUCACGCAACACUGUACCCAUAUGAAACUUUUAGCAUUUUUUUUUUUUUUUUUUUUUUAUUCACACAAAUAGAGUUUUCUUUUGGUGGAAUUUAAUCACCACUGGGUUUUUUAUGUUUUGCACUAUAAAUGAAAAAAGACCAAAAUUUUUUAAAAAACUUUUUGGACUUUUUCAUUUAUAUAGCACCAAAAUAAAAAUCCCAGUGGUGAAUAAAUACCACCAAAAUAAAGUUUUAUCUGUCUCAAAAAAUGCUAAAAAAAUUCAUAUGGGU
Molecule: messenger RNA, 329 nt
Organism: Staurois parvus
Lineage: Eukaryota; Metazoa; Chordata; Amphibia; Anura; Ranidae
Source: the annotation of a GenBank genome assembly